GGGGAGAUAUAAAUCCCGGCGCCCCUAACUCGACAUCGCAACUAUACCAACAACCAUUAACAUCAUAUCCGCUCACAUGGACUACUUGAAAAAAAAGUUGAAUCGUCGCAACCAACAAGGACAACCACCCGCUUUCAGGAGCUUCGUGGAUGAUGGGAAGUUUGACCCAUUCGGAGACUUUAGUGUACAGUUCCCAUCUGCUGGAUUAUCUGCUCCCACACGAAAACCCCCACCAUCAAACGAUUCGAGCAUCGCUCCACCACCGACCUACGAUGAAUCCGCACUAACAGCCCCAGAACCUGCCGUCAGGCGUGGGACCUUCUCCGAUACCUCACCAACCGCCCAACAAUACGCGGGGCUCAAGAAAUUCGACACGGUCUUCCUCAUAGACGACAGCGGUUCUAUGGUUGGUUCAAAUUGGCGGCAAACCUCGUCGGCGUUAGCCGCUAUUGUGCCGAUCUGUACGGCACAAGACUCAGACGGUGUGGACAUCCACUUCCUAAAUCACGACAGGUCGCACACGAAUGUGCGUAGCGCAGAUCAAUUGCAGCGCAUCUUCGCCUCCGUAACCCCGCGGGGGAUCACACCUACCGGGCGGAGGCUCGGCUUCAUACUGGACGAAUACUUGAUGCGAUACAAAAGGAAUAGAAAUAUCAAGCCACUCAACGUCAUCGUUAUCACCGACGGAGAACCUACGGAUCCGGACAGGCUUGAGAAGAACAUUGUCAAGUGCGCGAGGGAACUAGACAAUGUGGGCGCAAAGGACCGGCAGGUCGGCGUUCAGUUUUUUCAGGUGGGGAACGACGAAGCGGCCACCGAGAGUUUGGAUGAGCUUGACAAUGCACUUGUGGAGGAGCACAGCGUUCGCGAUAUGGUUGAUACCGUUAGCUGGAAAAAGAUGAAUGAGGGGAAUGGGCUUACGGCUGAUGGCAUCCUGAAAGUUGUCAUGGGUGCUGUUGAUAAGCGCCUGGAUAGAAAGCGGCGCUAGUUGACUCAUUGUUUUGUUUUUUUGCUUUUUAUUUUUGCCCAAUGUCUUUUAUUGAUUCUACCACAUUGGCUGGCGACACUGGGGAUGGAGCGGAAUCGGGCGAAGUGUGGUCUGAUACGUGGGCCAAGUUCUUUUAGGGGGCAUAUACCUCAGCAGAGACAGUGCCCCGUGGCAGGCUGUGAGAACCUGACCCUAGGAAGCGACUUCUUCUGGAUCUAGUUCGCCUUUUGGGCCACAUCCUCUGCGCCAUUUCCGGUAUCUAGGUCCAUCGCUUUCUUAUUUUAUUUCUUUCUUUUAUCACUAUUUCUUUUGGUGGUGCUCCUAGGGAUAUCAGGAUAAUAAGCUCAGCGACCGUGGUACGCUCGCCAAAGUACGAGAACCACUGGCGCAAGGGCUGGGACUUUGUUUAGCUUCUUCUCGUUAAAUUUCCUAACCUUACUUAACUGGUGGACGACGUUGAAACCGAAACUGCUCAAUUUCGUUCCUGGUUAUCUUCCUGUAGUAUUUCCGAUCGAUCAAUCUAUGGUGGGAGAGUCCACAGCUAUGGGUGCAAACAGAUUUUCUCAAGGGGCAUAGCUCAUGGGCGGCUUUAAACCCUGCACAUCCUACUGGUGUUUUAAGAUUCUGACCCCUAAAAAGCCCGGCCCACCCAUUAAAAACGUGGUAGAAUUUCCACGAUCAUCAAUGGCAUAAGAUAGGGCUAUCAAUCGCGCUGGGUGACAAAGCAGCACGAGGGAGCAUAGGCGGUAACUGCAAGCAUUACCAUAAGCGAGCCUUGG
This is a messenger RNA of Tuber melanosporum (Perigord truffle), 1767 nucleotides long. RefSeq lists its product as uncharacterized. The coding region runs from base 77 to 988 and encodes 303 amino acids. The transcript has a single exon. The record is from RefSeq and is a predicted model, not a curated record. Lineage: Eukaryota; Fungi; Ascomycota; Pezizomycetes; Pezizales; Tuberaceae.